AUAGAUUGACCGGGUAAGAAUUAGUCAGGAACCAAAUACACCGGUUGCCUCGUCCUCUUUUGCAAGAUGGAAGGCAGGAAAAGGGCACACUCCGAUGCGGGUGAAAGUGCGAGUAGUUCACCGCCACACGACAGUGACACAGAAAAGUCAACAACUACAUUAGAGAGUUCACCAACUACAUCAUCAUCUGAACCUUCGAGCGAAAAUGAUUCAUUUCCAAAUAGCACUUCCAAAUGGAGGCGAUCUGAUAUAGACAAAUUGGGAAUAAAACUCUCGUACAGGGCUUGCGCGAUGGAUGUUGUAUAUGAAUGGGGGCUAUAUACAAUGUUUAGAAAGGAUGUAGUUUCAGAAGAAUUGAAUACUGUAGAGGAAAUUUUAUAUGUGUGUAAUUCAAUUGAAGCGGAUUUCACAUCGUUUGAAGAAUUACAGAGAAAGUUUAUUGGAAAUCCCGCGAUAUGUAAUGAAUUCGUUCCAACAGAAAAGAUGCCCGAUGGAAUUGGAUUAUGUUCAUGCCGCUUUGAGGAGUUUCAACAAAAAAUGGAACUUGUUUUAAGAGAGGGAAUUGAAGUGAAUGCUUCUGUCUCAGAAUCCAACUUUCAAACUUUAUUUGAGGACUUUCUCAAAAUAUGUGGCAUAAUCACCAGGCAUCAACCUGAUAUUGCUAUAAAGAAGAUGAAGGUCAAGGGUGAAAUUGUUUCCUCAGCACCUGAUAUAUUAUGCUAUGGUUUGGAGGGGAAAGUUUUAUGUGUUAUAGAGAUUUUUGGUAAAGUUGAGGUUAAAAAGAACAUAAAAGGUGAAGAUACAUAUGGCAGUCCUGUAAUCAAGAAAACACGCCAUGCAUCUUCUGAAGUAGAUCCCUGCCUACCAGAUGCCCUUCUUGCUCAACAUAUAGGAGAACUGUUAGCGUAUCUUGACAAUUCAGUUACACAUAUGGAUCUUUGUGGAAGUGUUGGUAGAGAUAUUCUUGGAUUUACGGUUGAAAAAACACAAGUGACUGUUACACAUCUACAGUUAACUGAACUCAGCUGGGAAAAAAUUCAAAAUACCACCAGAAAGGGAUCACUUAAGCAUAUGGAGAAACCGGUUCUUCACUACAGUCGACGAUACGAUUUUUUGAAAAAAUCAGAUCGACAAGAAUUGUUUAAGGUUAUUCUCCAUAUAAAAUUAAUGCAUUCUGUUCAUGAAAAAGUAGCAGGGCAGAGAAAAACUAAGGGGACAACUAACAUCCUGUCUAAAAAAAAAUUUUGACAAAUCACCAUCAUUAAUGCUGUAUUGAAAUGGACAAGAGGUAUUUUAGCUCAUCUGAACCAAAUAUUGAAAGACAUAUUCUAUGGCCAUUUGUGCAGUGUGCAUAAACUUUUAGGAAUACUAGCCAUAUCUUAAGAACCACUUCAUCAAUAUUUGUCAAAUUUGUCACAGAGUGUCCUUGGCCCAAGGUCUUUAAUUUAUACCUAAUAAGGCUGUGACCAUUAAACAGGGAAGAUAAUUAGGGCAAAAAAGGGGGGAUUCUAAAACAUCGUCUCAUGAACCACUUGGCAGAUUAUCAUCAAACUUGCACAUGAGGAUGAAGAUAUGUUUUACAUUUAAAUUGUUUAAGGCAUCAUCCUGGGGCAAAGGGCAUGGUCUCAAGGUCACUUCAAGGUUGACCUCAAUUAUGUUCUGUUAAAACUUUCAUAUUUUGCCUACUAUAAAGACUAUUAUCAUCAGAUAUUGUCUGUUGAUGCAUCUUGGGACCUCAUGUUGACUUAGUGUGUCAUAGUGAUCUAAUUUUUAGCUAACUUGAGCUGAAAGCUUAAUGAGCUCUUUUGUUCAAAAUUUGUCCAUCGUCUGUUGUCUUUGGCAUCAGCAUUGCCAUAAACUUUACACAUUUUCAUCUUCUUUUCUUGAACAACUGGACAAAUUUCAACCAAAAUUGGGUUAAUAAAAUUCAAGUUUGAUCAAAUGAAGAUAGUUUAAGAUGAACUACUUUUGGAAUUUCCUGGCUAUAUUUAAAUAUAUCACAAACUGAUUGUCUUACAAUCAUCAAACUUUGUUAGUUGAUGCAUCUUGGGAACUUGGAGUAUGUUCACUGAAAAGUAGGUCAUGGUGACCUAGUUACAAACUCCCAAAGCUAUAUGUAAAUAUUUCUCUUAAAAAGAAGCUAAUUUUCUUUUUCAUUUGAUGCAUUUGAAGUCUUUGGAGUAUUUCAACCAAAGAGUAGGUCUGGGUGACCUAUGUUUGAAAUUUUAUGGUUGUAUUUAGAUAUUUCAGAUACUACCUGUAUCUUAAGUAAUUUGUAUUGAUUUCCUGACCCAAAAUGUUGGAACUUGUGAAAGGUUUCGUAUAUAAUAUAGAUUGUAAAUUGUUCAAAUCAUAGUCCUCAGGUGUAGGUUUGGAUCACAAUAUUGGGCUGAUUUUAAGGGGGGAAAUGUAUCUGACUAAAAAUUCCACAGAAAGGGAUAAUAAAAAAUGAAAUCUGAUGAAAAACCACAACAGAACCAUUGAUUUGCAACAUCCCUAGGCUCUGCCAUAAUUUUUAUUUAUGGACCCCAGGUUGGAGUUAUCUAAAAUCAAGAUCAAAUUUUACUUACAGUAAUGCAUGUACAUGUAUACAGGAAAAGAAUUUUCUUUUCCAUAUCUACAAGGCCAUGUCAGUCAUUGAGGCAUCCCCAAGUUGUGUUGAUUUAGAGACCCCUCAGAGUUAGAGUUAGGACCAUAAUGAGGGGUGACAAAUUUUCAAGGGAAUAUAAAAGUCAUAAAAUUUGAAAAAGAACAACAGAACUUUAGCUAUCAUAUGAGUGUUGUGGUGUAUGGGCAUUGUGUUUUUUUAAUCUCCUUAAGAUUUUCAAUGAUUUUAUGAAAGUAAAAUUUUGAAUUUCUACAUUCUAAUAAAAUGCAUACCAUAUGCUUUCCAUGCUUUCAGUCAUAUCACUAAAAUGUUUCAUCAUUUGAUUUUUAGCUCACCUGAGCUGAAGGCUAAAGUGAGCUUUUCUGAUUGAAAUUUGUCCAUUGUCUGUGGUUGUCGUGGUUGUAAACUUUUCACGUUUUCAUCUUCUCAAGAACCACUGGGCCAAUUUCAACCAAACUUGCACAAAGUAUCCCUGGGUAAAGGGGAUUCAAGUUUGUACAAAUGAAGGGCCAUGCCUUUCUUGCAAGGAGAGAUAAUCAUGAAUAAGUGAAAAAUUAAUGGCAUCAUUUAAGAACCUUCUUCUCAAAAACAACUGUGCUAGAAAAUAAGAAACUUAUGUUGAAUCAUCCUCAGGCAGUGUAGAUUCAAGUUUGUUCAAAUCAUAAUCCCCUGGGGUUGGGUGGGGCCACAAUGGGUGAUCAAAGUUUUACAUAGGAAUUAGGGAUGUCAACGAAUAGUCGACUAUUCGACCAUCAGUCGAAUGGACCGACGAUCGAAUAACGAAACGACAUUCGAAUAAAUAAAUUCAAUAAAAGAGUGAUAAAGAGUUGGAAUUCUCAUCCUAAAAUUGAGAAACCGUCUUCCCUCAGACACAGUCGAUAAGAUAAUUUUCCUCAUUAAAAACUGCUGACUUUACAUGUAGAAAGUACAGUGAUUAGAAACGCUUCACUUCCGCGUGAAUUAUUGUCAAUUAAUGUGUUGUUUUCAUAAUAAAAUUAUCUCGCCAUACUGCGCUUUCUUUGUAAAACUAUUAAUUGGACUUGAUCUCAUACCAUGUACCCAUAAAAGCCGUGACAUGUUUGGACACUACGAUAAUUAUUAUAAAAUUAAUAUUCUUUUACAUAUUUUAAAGACAUUUUGAUAAUUGGCACAAAAAGUAUAUUCAAAUAUUUAACAUUAUCAAGGUCACCGUAUGUGCCCCCCCCCCCCCCCCCAUCAUUUUAAUAAGCUUUAAAAAAAUAUAUCACACAGUCAUUUUUUAUGCUUCCUAAAAAACCGACUUUACAGACCAAUUUAUGAACAUGAUUGACGGUGAAAUCCUACAUUUUGGAGAAAUUAACGGUCUAUAUAUAUAGGAUCUCCCAUGAUUUGUAGUUGGAUAUGAUUUUUAUCCAACGAGUUGUGUGUUUUUUAUCCCCGAGCCUUGGCGAGGGGAUAAAAACACACAACGAGUUGGAUAAAAGUCAUAUCCAACUACAAAUCAUGGGAGAUUCUUUUUAUCCCAUGUUUAAUACUUCACAACCAAUGUUUUACACUGUUUUAUAUAGGACUCCACUUUAUUUUACUUCAUCGCGCUAACGCAAAAACCAUUGUGACGUCACAACUGUGGAUUAUGAAAAAAUUAUCCAAUGAGUCAUAUCCACGGGAUAAAGGGGUAAACAUGGGAUAAUAAGUAAAUAUAAACACGCUAUCCACAUUUUAAGUCCAUGUGAACAUCUGUGUGUAACAUUUUAUGUAACUUUUUAAUCAAUUUAAAAAAAGGGGGGAUUUGGGAUUUGAUAUGUGAUGUACCAGUGAAGUUUGAAAUAAAAUUUUAGUUUCCGAAAAAGUUUCGAAUAUAUUCCACUGUCGUUCGAAUAAUGCAAUCGAAUAUUCGACUAAAGAAAAUAAAUAUUUUGACAUCCCUAAUAGGAAUACAUAAGGAAAAUCUUCUCAAGAACAGCAAAGCCAUGAUUAGUCAUAUUUAUUUGGAAGCAUCCUCAGGUAGUGUAGAUUCAAUUUUGUAUAAAUCAUGACCCCCGGGGAUGGGGGGGGGGGGCACAGUGGGCAAGCAAUGUUUUACACAGGAAUACAUAGGAAAAAAUCUUUAAAAAUCUUCUCAAGAAAGCAAAGCUAUGAUUGGUCAUAUUUAUAUGGAAGCAUCCUCAGGUAUAUUCAAAUCUUCAAAUCAUGACCCCCGGGGGUAGGGUAGGGCCACAAUGGGCAAUCAAAGUUUUACAUUGGAAUACGUAGAAAAAUCUUUGAAAAUCUUCUUUUCAAGAACAGCAAAGAAAUUUAUUUUUAUAUUUAAACUUUUCAAUACUGAAUUGAUUUCUGCUUUUUCCUGGCCAAAGUGCUCAGACGAGCGAUGUGGCCCAUGGGCCUCUUAUUUGACUUUAUGUACAUGUAAAAAUAUAAAUAUUUAGUAAAGAUGUGUUGUUUUGACAAAAAAAAAAAAAAAUCAAGUUUUUUAAGCAUUUAAAAAAGUACAUGUUUGUCAGGAUUACUUAAAUGAUACAUAGAAUUUAUAUACAUUGUAUAAAGAAAUUAUGAAUUAAGAAAAUACUUUCCAAAUGUUUUAACUAUUACAUAAAUAUUAUUAAUUUAUUGCAUACCUUUUAUUAUUUUGUAAGUUUAAUUGCAUUGUACAGAUAAUGUUGUAUAUUAUCAGGUUCACCAUUUUUUAAAUUUGUAUAUAUAAAUGUUUAUGACAUGAAUAAUUUCAAUUUUUAACACAAUGUGAAUAAUAACAAGGCAGCUUCCAAAGUCAAUGAAUUAAUAUAUGUUUAAAUGAUGUAAUACAUGACAUUUUAAAAGUAAAAUGUGUUUUUAUUUUUUUAUUACCAUUCGUCAUGUCUUAUAAAUCCAAAUUUUAACCAUAACAUUA
This is a messenger RNA of Saccostrea echinata, 5474 nucleotides long. RefSeq lists its product as uncharacterized. The transcript has 6 exons. The record is from RefSeq and is a predicted model, not a curated record. Lineage: Eukaryota; Metazoa; Mollusca; Bivalvia; Ostreida; Ostreidae. The coding region runs from base 67 to 1248 and encodes 393 amino acids.